GUGUAUUGUAAUUUAAUUAUUAUUUUUAAAAAUUAGCAUAAAUAACGCGUAAGACAUUAGCAUAUGUUACAUAGACGGAGUUUCUGCUAUAAAUUUUCAUUUUAACGCAAAAGUAUUAUCUGUUGAUCGAUCCCGCAACAUUCCCGAGGACAAGCGGAAUGGAUCAAUGUUGCGCAUGCUGGCGCAUGUGAGAUGACGGCACGUGAGAUGCUGCGUUGUGUCAUCUCUGUGUCCUCUGUGCUCAUCUUUUCCUCUUUAUCGUCACACUUCUCUUCAUUCUGUUAAGCAAGAAGCAGUUAAAAACUCGUGAAUACAAGAUGAAGGAUCACGACGGAACGAGUCAACAGAAAAAACCUACGAAACUGAAAAAUCUUGCAGACAAGACAGAGUCGUUUGAUUCUUUGCAUGUAAAAAAUGCCGAGAAAACCCUUUGCACGAAGCAAGCCUGUCUCGGUAGCAUAAUGCAGCUGCCGCUUCAUGGAACUGAACCACGUACAAAAGAAGAGAUAUUAAUUCACGCGAAAGAUUUUCUGGAGCAAUAUUUCACUUCCAUCAGAAGAUUAAAUAGCGAUGCUCAUCGCGCACGUUGGGAAAGCGUACAGAAGGAAGUAAUUUCCACUGGUACAUAUCAAUUAACAGAAACGGAAUUGGUGUUCGGCGCAAAAGUAGCUUGGAGAAACGCCGUGAGAUGCAUCGGCCGCAUACAAUGGUCCAAAUUACAGGUCUUCGAUUGUCGCUACGUUACAACUACAAGCGGCAUGUUCGAGGCUUUGUGCAAUCAUAUCAAGUAUGCUACAAAUAAAGGAAACAUUAGAUCUGCAAUAACAGUAUUUCCGCAACGCACUGACGGAAAACACGAUUACAGGGUAUGGAAUCAGCAAUUAAUUAAUUAUGCGGGAUACAAAAAUCCAGAUGGCACUAUUACUGGAGAUCCUGCUAGUGUAGAAUUUACAGAGAUUUGCAUGAAAUUAGGAUGGAAAGGAACGCGGACCAAAUUCGAGAUAUUACCUCUUGUUUUACAAGCCAACGGACAUGAUCCAGAUUAUUUCGAUAUUCCCAAAGAUCUGGUACUCGAAGUACACCUAAGUCAUCCUACUUAUGACUGGUUUGAAAAAUUGGAACUCAAGUGGUUCGCUAUCCCGGCCGUAUCUGGAAUGGUAUUCGACUGCGGGGGUUUGGUGUUCACUGCGGCGCCCUUCAACGGCUGGUACAUGAGCACCGAAAUUGGCUGCAGAGAUUUGUGCGAUGCUCACAGAUACAACAUGCUCGAGAUAAUAGCGACGAACAUGGGCCUGGACACUAGGACAGCCAUAUCAUUAUGGAAGGACAAGGCAAUGGUGGAGGCUAAUAUUGCGGUGCUGCACAGCUUUCAGAUAAAGAACGUGACGAUCGUGGAUCAUCAUACAGCUUCAGAAUCCUUCAUGAAACAUCUCGACAACGAAAUGCGCCUUCGAAACGGUUGUCCCUCAGACUGGCUGUGGAUUGUGCCGCCAAUAUCUGGAUCCGCGACACCGGUAUUUCAUCAAGAAAUGGCCCUUUAUCACUUGAAACCUGCUUACGACAACCAGGAUCCAGCGUGGAAGACUCAUGUAUGGAAGAAAGGACGCGACAAAAAGUCAACGUCGAAAAAGCCGAGGCGAAAGUUUCAUUUUAAACAAAUCGCGAGAGCCGUGAAGUUUACGUCUAAGCUGUUUGGACGAGCAUUAUCGCGUCGAAUAAAAGCGACCGUAUUAUUCGGUACAGAAACCGGCACAUCCCAAAUGUACGCGGAAAAGUUGAACGAAUUGUUGGGCCACGCUUUUCACUCGCAAGUACUUUCGAUGGCAGACUACGACAUCAGUAAUAUAGAACACGAGGCUCUGCUAAUAGUGGUAACUUCCACUUUCGGGAACGGCGAUCCGCCGGAAAACGGGGAAGUCUUCGCGCAGAAUCUCUACGCGAUGAAGAUGAACGACGCUUAUAUCAUGAAUAGCGAGGACAAGGUGAAUCUGGCGACCUCCAAGUCAUUUAUUAAGGCCAACAGUCAAACAGAAGUAUGCGGAUCGAAGAAAUUGGACAGACUGGAUUCUCUGCGCGGCUCCACGACGGACUCGCAGACUGAGGACAUCUUUGGACCCCUCAGUAAUGUCCGAUUCGCCGUGUUCGCCCUGGGCUCAUCGGCGUAUCCGAAUUUUUGCGCGUUCGGUCGUUACGUCGAUAAUCUAUUGGGCGAAUUGGGCGGGGAACGAUUAGCCCGCUUGGCUCAGGGUGACGAGAUGUGCGGGCAGGAACAAACCUUCCGCAAAUGGGCGGCCGACAUAUUCACGGUCGCAUGCGAAACAUUCUGCCUGGACGACGAUGAUACGUUGGCUGAAGUGGCCUUGUCCCUGGGUUCCGAGGCCCUGUCCGCGACCACAGUCCGUUUCGUGGAGGCUAAUCCGCAGCCGAUCGACAAAGCAUUGAGCAAAUGUCACAACAGAAACGUGACAAUGUGUAACAUGCUUCGAAGAUCCAACUUGAGCGGCGACGAGUCCAGUGGAACAACGUUGCUCCUGGAAUUGGACGAGUUAGUAGGCAUGGAUAUCUCUUACAAGCCUGGGGAUCAUUUAGGCGUAUUUGCAUGCAACCGGGUGGAACUUGUGGACAGAAUCUUGCAACGUGUACAGUCUACUUUCGACGUUGAUAAACCGAUCGAGCUUCAACUGCAAAAGCAGGCGCAUACUCCUAACGGUAUUGUAAAAACGUGGAUACCUCACGACAGAUAUUUGCCGAAUUCCUUGAGGAUGUUAUUGACUCGAUUUUUGGACAUUACGACGCCGCCUACGCCGAAUCUUUUAAGAUACUUUGCUUCGAUAGCCACGAACGCAAAAGAACGGGCACAACUUGAUCUUUUAACUUCUGAUCCAACGGCUUACGAGGAUUGGAGACAUUGGAAGUACCCUAAUUUGGCCGAAGUUCUGGAUGAAUUCCCAUCUGUGACUCCGUUCGCUCCGUUGCUCGUGCUUCAUCUAACGCCCUUGCAACCGAGAUUCUACAGUAUCUCAUCAUCCCCUGCUGUGCACCAAGGACAAAUACAUUUAACAGUCGCAGUGGUGCAAUAUCGAACGCAAAACGGUUCUGGAUCGUUACACUUUGGUGUUUGCUCCAAUUAUCUGCGAGAGAUAGCUGAGGGGCAACAGCUGCAUGUGUUUGUGCGAAGCGCGCCGAACUUUUAUAUGCCGAUGGAAACUAAGGCCCCGAUAAUAUUAGUGGGCCCAGGUACGGGAAUCGCUCCUUUCCGAGGCUUUUGGCAUCAUCGAUUUGCUCAAAUAAAACUCCAGCAGAAUCAAACAUUUGGGAAGAUUUGGCUGUUCUUUGGCUGUCGUCAAAGAAAUUUGGAUUUGUACAGACAAGAGAAAAAAGAAAUGUUGGAGGCUGGUGUUUUGGAUAAAGUGUUUUUAGCAUUAUCUCGAGAGCCUGGUAUUAAGAAGACUUAUGUGCAAGAUUUGAUACAAGCAGAGGCAGCUCAGAUUUAUAAGAUGGUAGUAUACGAGCGCGGACAUUUCUACGUUUGCGGAGAUUGCACAAUGGCGGAAGACGUCUACCAAACAUUAAAACAAAUUAUACAAACGAAUGGCCAAAUGACGGACAAAGACGUCGAAGCGUACAUGUUAUCGCUCAGGGUAAAUUUUUCAUUCAUUAUUCUUUCUUGUCGUAAAUCUGCUAUUUAUAUAAACAGUAUGACAAAUAACAAAGCCAUGCUACAAGGAUAUAAAUCAUUUCACUCUUGUAUGAGACAAUUCUCUUUCCUUCAGGAUGAGAAUCGCUACCAUGAAGACAUAUUUGGCAUAACGUUGCGCACGGCUGAGGUACAUAAUCGAUCGCGUGAGACUGCUAGAAUUCGAAUGGCUGCUGAAGACAUGCCAUGAAGACAUCACUCGGGUUAACAAACUACUAUGGUCUAAGUAACUUUUAUUCGAGGGCUUGUGCUAUUGCAUCAAUAAUUAAUAAUUACUGCACCGCAUAGUUCCACAUAGUAGGAAAUACGUUUUAUUUAAAUAGAACAGAGCGAUUUUUUGAUUGCUAAAAGUAUUUUAUCCACUAGAUGCGCACAUCUUCAGUUGUACGAAAUAUAUUACUCUCAUAUAUUCGCUGUGCACGCAGUAUAAUGUAAGACAGAGAUAUAUAUAUAUAUAUAUAUAUAUAUAUAUAUAGAACUUACUGCUUCUACCUGUUUUCCCUUGACUAUGGAGAGGCUGUCGCACUAAGUUCUGGUUUUGGUUUCUGACUAAUAUUAGCUAGCAACUUCUUUAUUUCAGCUAUUGCCUUUCCAGGAUUCAGACCCUGCAAAAAUAAUGAACCAUUUAUGCUUUAAUUUAACGUAAUUUUUAAAAUUUUGAAAUAUCGAAUUGAAAUAAUAAAUUAAACUCACUUUUGGGCAAGUACGUGUACAAUUCAUAAUUGUGUGACAGCGAUAAACUGAAAAUGGGUCCUUCAGUUUCUCUAGACGCUCAUUCGUUUGAGUAUCUCGCGAGUCAAUAAUCCAUCUAUAAGCCUAAUGAAAAUAUAUAUAACAGUUAAAAGAGGUUUAGAAAAAAAUAGCGUAAAUAAAUGUUAUAAGAACAAACUCUAAAUGAAAACAAAGUUAUAUACAUGUAUAUUUUCUAAUUGGAUUUAUCUUCAAAGACAUAAAUAUGCAAUAUUAUUUGUUUAAAAGAUAAUAAUUAUAUGCUUGUUAUUUGAAUCAUAGUGUUUAUCUCAUUCUUAAAAAACCUGUUAUUUGUAUCAUUUUUUUAAAACUUAUUAAUGGUGUGUUAUUCUAUUAUAUGAUAUACAAUAAUAUAUAUAAUGUGUGUUAAUAUUAAAUGCUUACUUGCAUAAGUACUGCAGGGCCUAAAUAUUUAUCACCAUUCCACCAGUAGGAAGGGCAAGAAGUACUGCAGCAAGCACAAAGAAUACAUUCAUAGAGACCAUCCUGUAUCAGAAAAAAAAAGCUUAAAUUAUGUAUUUAAUUUUAAGAGAAAUAUGGCUAUAAUCAAAAUGAAAAAUCAAAUAAAUAUGUGAACAAAGAA
Messenger RNA from Nylanderia fulva, 5030 nucleotides. RefSeq names its product Nitric oxide synthase (gene Nos). The record is from RefSeq and is a predicted model, not a curated record. Gene Ontology annotation, biological process: nitric oxide biosynthetic process. Lineage: Eukaryota; Metazoa; Arthropoda; Insecta; Hymenoptera; Formicidae. Gene Ontology annotation, molecular function: flavin adenine dinucleotide binding; heme binding; FMN binding.